Molecule: messenger RNA, 2666 nt
Organism: Funneliformis caledonium
Lineage: Eukaryota; Fungi; Glomeromycota; Glomeromycetes; Glomerales; Glomeraceae
Source: the annotation of a GenBank genome assembly
CUUUAGCAGUUGGCAAAGAAAUUUUCACUCCAAACGCUGAAGAAUUUAUUACAUUGUUGGCUCAGACUCAACAAUCUGUUACUGAACCUGAUGAUCCUCAAAUAUCGUACCUUAUUGCUUCUUGGGCCAGAGUAUGCAAAGUACUUGGCGAGGAAUUUGUACCUUAUUUGCCCAUUGUUAUGCCUCCUCUAUUGCAAUCUGCUCAAUUAAAACCAGAUUUUGCUAUUUUAGAUCCCGACGAUGAUAUUGAAUCCAAAUACUCGGCCGAUGACGGCUGGGAAUUUGUUGGAGUAGAAGGACAGCAAAUUGGUAUCAAGACUACUGUAUUAGAAGAAAAAUGUACAGCAGUAGAAAUGCUUAUUUGCUAUGCGCGAGAACUUGGUUCUUCAUUUCAACCAUACGUUGAUAGUGUUCUGGAAAUUGUUUUGCCUCUAUUGAAAUUUUGCUUCCAUGAAGGUAUACGAAAUGCGGCAGCCGCGACUAUUCCGCAUCUUCUUAACUCAGUCAAGAAGGCUAAUGCUAAUCAGGAUUAUGUUUUAAAUAUGUGGCAUACAAUUGCAAAGAAAAUAAUUGAGGCUAUUAUGGGAGGGCCUGAUCCUAGCUUUUUAUGGCAACUAUAUAUUACUUUCUACGAAUCAUUGGAAACAGUUGGUGAUAAUAGUCUCGACACUUCUCUAUUGGAAGCGUUUACAAACGCUACUGAAGCUCAAUUGCAAGAAUUCUAUCAGAGACUAAAGCAACGUGAACAAGCUCGACAUAGUGGCGAUUAUGAUGCUGAAGAUGAAGACAUUAUAGCCGAAGAGGAGGCAACCGAAGAAGGUGUUCUUGGCGAACUUUCAAAAGCUAUACACGUUGUUUUGAAGACUCAUCGAACAUCUUAUCUUUUAUCAUUUGAUAAGUUGCUACCAAUCGUCACCACAUUUUUAGCUGACGCUAAUCCAGCUGCACGUCAAUGGGCGUUAUGUGUUAUAGACGAUGUUGUUGAAUUUACUGGCCCAGCAUCAUGGAACUAUCAUACUCAUUUCUUGGAAAAGAUGAUUGCAUCUUUAUUGGAUAUAGCUUCCGAUGUUAGACAAGCUGCAGCUUAUGGAAUUGGAGUCUGCGCGCAAUUUGGUGGCGAAAAUUAUGCAGAUGCUGUUGCAGCUGCACUAACACCUUUAUUCCAAGUAAUAAAUUCCGAGGGUUCACGGAAAGAUGAAAAUGUUUAUGCAACAGAAAACGCGAUAUCUGCAAUUUCCAAGAUUUUAAAGUAUAAUCACAGUAAAUUUGAUGUUAAUGCAGUAAUUCCUGCUUGGUUUGCUAGUUUACCUAUUCUUUAUGAUGAAGAAGAAGCAGCACAAACCUAUACUUAUUUGCUGGAUUUGUUAGAAUCUCAACAUCCUGCAAUUUUAGGCAAUAAUAAUGAGAAUAUUCCUCGUAUUAUUUCAAUCUUCGCUGAGGUACUUGCUGCAGCAAUAUUACCAGAAACCGUUUCAACAAGGAUGGUUAGUGCGGUGAAAGUUAUUCUAAGUAGCCUUUCAGAUGACGUCAAAGCGUCGUUAUGGAAUUCUAUCGAUCCUGAAAAUCGAAAAGCAUUACAGAUUAAAAAUGAAAUUGAUGAGACACUUCGGCUUCGAAAUAAAAAAACUCCAGAUCAAGAAGGAAUGAUAGAAAAGCAUGAAAAAGUAGAACAAAAGGAAGUCAAAAAAGAAACUCCGUUGACUCCUAAAGAACAAGCAAAAUAUCCUUGGAUUCAGACUAUAUUAAUUUUAACUGGUUGCAUUGCUUUAGCUUAUAUGUUUUUACCCUCAAUGACUUCACAAUAUCCUUUCGAAGAACUUGCUAAUUCAACAACACAAUUAGUUGAAGAUAUUAUUAAAGUAGAUUUACCAUCAUCUGGUACUGUAAUGGAUGGAACAGUAUCAAGUCGUAGAUUUGCAAAUAUAGUUGAAGAUAGUCCGGCAUUCAAAGAGACAGGUCCAUCCAUCGCAAGUCUACUUCGAAAAUUUUCUGACAAAAUAAUGGAUGCAGGAAUAGCAUUAGAAGAUAUGUAUCGUAAAGGUGACAUGUUAUUUUGGGUACUGAACAAUGAAAUUUCUGAGAUGAUGAAAAAACUGAAUCCAAGCUUAUUUGAUAGCUUUUUUGAUAAGGAGGAUGAAGCAUUUUUUAAAAGUCGUAUACAGGAGAUGAUUAAUAAUAUCGAGGAAUUUAGAAGAAAAGUUACUGAUGCAAGAAAAGCUAUUGUUGAUGCUGAAGAAUACAGAGGUCCUGCUGAAAAGAAGGUUCGACAAGGUAUUGCAGAGGCAAUGAAGUUUAUUCAUCGUGGUCCAAACAUUCAUGAGUAUAGGCUUAAGUUGAAUGAGGAAGAAUAUUAUCUGGAAAAAAUUGAUGAUGAUAAGGCUAUUGAUGUGUUGAAUGCAAGGGAUGAAUUAAAGCAUGCGGAAAACGUGUUAAAAGUUUUAGAGAAAAGUCAUGAAGCUUUGGAUUUAAUUAAUAAGAUUUUAUUGAGUUAUAGAAAUAAAUUAUAUGAUGUUGAAGCUCAAUUGGACAAAACAAAGAAAAGUAAAAUAACUAAAAAGGAUUUGGGAAAAUUAGAGAAAUUAGUUGAUAUGUUGAAAGAUAGUCAACAAAAAUUCAUUGGUAAAGAUACGUUGGGUGAUAAAGAUAGCACAAAAAUUUAUACAUAA